GUGGCGGUUGGUGCGGCGCGGGCCGGUCCGUGAGGGGCCUCUGGGAGCCCUGUGGGGAGAGGUGACUGGUAGAAGCGGAAGACCUGUUCCUGACCAUGUCAAGGAGAAAGUUGGAGAAUAAAAGCCUUCCUGGCUUGUUAGCCACGUCUCUGCACACACAAAUCAAGACAGACAAUUUCCACAAUUUUUAUAUGCUUGAAUCAAAAGAGCUAGGAAGAGGAAGAUGUGCUGUGGUUAGAAAAUGCAUAGCUAAAUCCACGGGCCAAGAGUAUGCAGCUAAGUUUUUAAAGAAAAGAAGAAGAGGUCAAGACUGCAAAGCAGAGAUUCUUCAUGAAAUUGCUGUGCUUGAAUUAAUGAAAUCUAAUCCUCACAUAGUUAAUCUCCAUGAAGUCUACGAAACAGCAAAUGAAAUCAUCUUAGUUUUGGAAUAUGCUGCUGGAGGAGAAAUAUUUGACUUGUGUGUCCCAGAUCUGGAUGACAGAAUUGGUGAAAGGGAUAUUGUAAGGCUUAUAAGACAGAUACUUGAAGGACUUCGCUGCUUGCAUGAAAACAACAUUGUUCACCUGGAUUUAAAGCCUCAAAAUAUUUUGCUGAGCAGUGUCAAUCCUCUUGGUGAUGUCAAAAUAGUAGAUUUUGGUAUGUCUCGGAAGCUUGAGAAUUCUGGUGAACUGCGGCAGAUCAUGGGAACAACAGAGUAUCUAGCUCCAGAAAUCUUAAACUACGAUCCCAUUACCACAGCUACAGAUAUGUGGAACAUAGGUGUAAUUUCAUACAUGCUGCUGACACAAGAAUCUCCAUUUGUUGGAGCUGAUAAUCAAGAAACUUACCUUAAUAUAUCUCAAGUUAAUGUGGAUUAUUCAGAAGAAACGUUUUCGUCAGUUUCACAGCCUGCCAAAGACUUCAUUCAGAAACUCCUCAUAAAAAACCCGGAGCAAAGACCCACAGCAGAGGCCUGUCUUUCUCAUCUGUGGUUGCAGCAAGGAGAGUUCAUUCUCUUGUGCAGCCCUGAAGAAACUUGCUGCUCUUCUCUAAUGCCAGGACACACCACAAAAUGCUCUGAAGAGCGGAAUGUAAAAUCUAGUUGUAAUGGUACUUGCAGCAACAAGGAAGACAAAGAGAACAUUCCAGAGGACAGCAGUAUGGUCUCCAAACGCUUCCGUUUCGAUGAUUCGUUGCAGUAUCCCCAAGACUUCAUGACAGACUUCAUAUGUUAAUGCGUAAUAUAGACUUCUAUAAAAUGGAUUUAGCAUAAUCUGUUCCAGUGGUGAAUAUGAGAUUAUAGCUUGCCAAUUUGUGCAGCAUUGGCCUACUAGAAAUGCACUUUGAUUCUUUUAUGCUGGUGCUUCCUUUUCUGUCCGUUGCUGGCAGUGGACUUAACUCCUGAAAAACUGGGGUUGGUUGCACCAGUAAAAUGAAUUAUUUUUUUUAAGAAGAUUUAAUUAAAUAUUUUUGCACCUUUCAAGUUUUAGUCCAAAACUCAUGCCAGAGUGAACAAACUAAAACCUGAAAAUGAGUUUGUUAAAACUCGAGCUUUGCCAAACAGUGGUUGAAUACAUGCACGCUUUUAUGACUAGCCUUAAGAAAUCAGUCUAAGCAGAGAAACUGAAUUUAGCUGUUCUACUGGGCGUACUUGUGACCAUUCUCAUCACUUUAAAUGAGAGCUGAAGUUGGCAUGUUUUAGGAAUACGGUAUGUCUGUUGGAGCCAUUGGCAAAACCACUUUCUCUCUAGGAUCAUUAAUAGUUAAGGAAAUGUUUCUGCCUUAUUGAUCUGGUCCACUUAGGAAUUAAAAUGCAUACUCUGUUGUUUCCCAAAAGGAAACUGAGUUGGAUUUCUGCAGUGGUGAAGAGAAAAUGGGCAGAUUGUCAGUCCUUGUGCUAGUGGUCCGUUGCUUCUUAUCAGUAAGUUAUAUUUGGAGAGGAUGAGGGUCCCAUGCUGAUGUGAAUAUUUGAUAAACUAGUUUGCAUAAAAUCUCUAAAAUAGCAUCAUCUACCUAUAUUGACCUAUUCCUCAUCUUAAACAAAAACCCCAGCCAAACAAAAAAAAAACUGCAAAAAAAAAACCAAACCCAAAACAAGCCAAAAAGCCUCUUGAAGAGUUAAGUAUCAACUGAAUAAACUGAAAAUAACUGGUUUUGCCAGUGAAGCUGCAAUUAAAAGCUUUUCAUUAUGCCCCUGUAAUGUAGAAGUGCAGUGCAUCUUUCAGUCACAUGUUAUCCAUAAUAAUUUAGCUUCAUGCCUGCUCUAAGAAAUGGACUGCAGUGUUAGUGUUUAAAGACAAACUACUUAAUAAUGGUUUGAAGCCUUUAAAUUUGGUUUGUUUAUUGGUUUUAUUGUGUUUUGUGAGGUUUUUUUUUGUUUUUAAUUGUAUCCUUUUCACUUCCUGUUUCUAGGCUCUGAGGAAAUAAUGCCUGUGUCAAUUUUAAGCAAAUACCAAUCAUGCCUUAACAGCCUGAAACCAAUACUGACAAGAUAAAAUCUUAAUUGUAGCACUGAGGCUGGAAGUCUUUUUGUGUAGGGAAUGUAUUAAAACUCUUGUAAAUAGUUUAAAAGUAAACAGCACUUUAAAAUACUUCUGGGAUUUUCCACUCCUCAGAGCUUAGACUUAAUUGUCUUUGAUUUGGGUUGUUUUGUAUAAGAAAGUAUCACAAUCUGAAGUGUGCCUGUGGGCUUGCAAAUAGGCAGGUUGAGGUUCUGGAACAACAUAGGAUUGAGGUGAACAUAAUGAAUGGUAAAAGUUGUAUUUUAUCCUUCUUCACAUAAAGAAGGAACAGGGUUUUUUUACGAAGAGAUUUCAAUGUAAGGUACCACCUAAAAGCAUGGGGGAAUUCAGGACUGUUGUCUUUCUUUUGGGUGACACAUUGACAAGUGAAAAGUUCACUGAGGUUUAAGUAAGACUAUUUCAGCUUACUUUGUCAGAAGAAGUAGAAGUUUUCCAAGACUUAAUCUCAUGUGAAAGGAAGUAAAGAAUAUAUUCAGCGCAUACAAAGCUCAGGUGCCUAGGUAUAAAUGAACCACACUGAGUCUCCUCUGUAUUACUUCUCAUGUAACUUUUUUCAGUGAUACUGAUAAUAUAUAUAAAGUGACUUUGCUGGAGGCAGUUGCUGAAUUGUAUUCAGGUACCUUAUACCCUCACUUUUCAAACGCCUUGGCUUUUCCCAGUGGAAUCUUAACCUAAGCCUUUUUUUUUUUUUUUUUUUUUCCACCAGCAUGGAGUCCAGUUUGAACUGGAUAAAUUAAAAAUACAAACUUUUAUACAUACUGAGAAGUUAAAUUACAUGUAAGGAAGAAAAUAUCAAAAGGUGUGGCAGGUAAAGGUAGAAAAGUGUUUAUAAAAUUGUUACAUUUUAAAAUACAUUACUGAUCUGGAAUUGCAACUGGGGAGCUUGUGGAAGUCUUCGUACAUUGGUAUUCUAUUUGUAACAUCUGGAAAAUAAAGCUGAAAACUUAUGCCAGCACUUUAUGACAAAGUUGUUGUUCUUAAAAUUUUUAUCAUGGUAUCUGAUGUUUACAUUUCUUAGGACUUUUGGAGCUAACUCAUCUGUAAAUUUAAAUAAAUGAAAAUUUGUCUUAUCCAAGAAACUGAAGUUUUGAAGACUUCAUUUGUACUUAAAAUAUACCUUGAAUCAGA
Molecule: messenger RNA, 3629 nt
Organism: Melopsittacus undulatus (budgerigar)
Lineage: Eukaryota; Metazoa; Chordata; Aves; Psittaciformes; Psittaculidae
Gene: STK17B
Product: serine/threonine kinase 17b
Exons: 8
Coding region: 96-1214 (372 amino acids)
Biological process (GO): intracellular signal transduction; protein phosphorylation; positive regulation of apoptotic process
Cellular component (GO): nucleus
Molecular function (GO): ATP binding; protein serine/threonine kinase activity
Source: RefSeq, a predicted model, not a curated record